AUGGCUGCCUCUCAAUGUUGUCGUAUCGCGCUCACCAGGCUCCCCGUCAACGGUUUUGAGUCGAGCCCGUGCGGGCUACAUCAUGGCGUGGGUAAUGAGUCGGCGGAGCUUCGCGGCGAGGUAUCCGGAACCGGGUUACCAACCUCGCCAGACCAGCCGCCGGUUCGCCAAGGCUGCGAGGUUCCCGCGAAAGGCUCCUUGCGGAAUGAAACGAAUGGAAGCGGAAACUUCAGCGGAACGGGCAGCGGAAACGGGGCGCGCCUGCGCCUGCCGCGGAGCUGGCAGGGGGGCGCGUUUCUCCUUCCGCCCAGGUGGCUUCGGCGGUACUUUCGGAAGUUCCGCGGGAUUGGGGAGGGGCUUUUUCCGGCGUACCCGAGCUUUAUUGUCGUCUUCUGGUCCUUCGUCGCCUCGUUCAUUGGAAUAGCUCUGUGUGCGUUUCUCGCGUUCAACACGAGCAUGCAGCAGACCCUGAGCCCCUACUCCACUACCAGCAGCACCAGCAACACGAGUGAAACCGACCAGCAGCAGCAAGCGUCGUUUAUGAUUGGCUCGUUCGGCGCCACAGCGGUGCUCAUCUUCGGAACCAUCGACUCGCCCCUCUCGCAGCCCCGGAAUGUGAUCCUCGGCAGUGCCGUUUCAGCGGUCAUUGGCGCGCUUAUAUCGGAAAUUUUCGCUAUAGGGGGGCUCGCGUUUCCUAAUACGUCGUGGCUCUGGCUACAGUGCGGGCUCGCGGUUUCCUUAUCCAUAGUGGUCAUGCAGCUGCUGCGUAUCGUCCAUCCCCCUGGGGGUGCUUCGGCCCUGAUUGCGGUCAUGUCUCCACCCUCCCUGCGCUGCCACGGGCUCUUCGUCCUCACUCCCGUGCUGCUGGGAGUGUGCAUCAUGCUCACCGUCGCUCUCUUUGUCAACAACAUCACCAGACAAUACCCGCUGUACUGGUGGCGGCCAGUCAUCCUCGACAUCCCUGUCCCUGAGGGCUCCACACACCACUCUACCGGCGUGCAUUCUUCCAACCGUUACCCACUCCUUCCCACUCCUUCCCCAUUACUCCCAAUCACCAGGUACCCGCUGUACUGGUGGCGGCCAGUCAUCCUGGACAUUCCCGUGCCUGAGGGCUCCACACACCACUCCGCAGUGACAGCAGGCGAGGCAUACCACACCAUACAGCACCUGCACGCCGUGCACUCCCCCUUGCACCAUGCGCAGCUGCCCUUUCAACUGCCCCCUCAGCCGCUAGCUCAACAGCCCUCGCAGCUGCUGCCCAUGUGCCUUCCUUCAAGCGAUGCACAGCGGGUCCACGCGGUGCUCUCUCCCGUGUGCGAUGCCCCGCCGCAUCAGCUCCCCGGCCACCGUCCAAUCAGCGAAGCUGCGGCGACAUCUAGCGAGGUGAGUCACAUGGUAGAAGAGCUAGCCCAUUCGCUGCCAGUGCUUCUGCAGCAGGCCCGUUCUCAGCACUCACCUGCUCAUGCGGUGGAGAGCGGUUCAGAUGCUGAAGAGGACGGGCCAGCGAGUCGUGUUCAUGGCGGCAUGGCGUACUUUCAAGGAGGCCGUGCGGAAAUGGACGCGUGUAGCAUUGCUGGUAACACAUGCCGCAAUGCUUCUGGUAGUACUAGGGGCACAGAGGGCUCGCAGGGCUCGCAGGGCACGCAGGGCACACAGGGCUCGCAGGGCUCGCAGGGCUCGCAGGGCACACAGGGCACACAGGGCACACAGGGCACACAGGGCACACAGACGGCAACUGUGGCAGAAGCAGUGGCAGCAGAGCUCACCUUUCGUGGCGGGCCGUUCCGCCUCGUCAGCGCCUCUUCACUGAGCCACGUCAGCGUUCCCUCGCUGGGUCAUCAGCAGAAGCACUAUGGUCAGGGCAAACAGCUGGUCGAGCAGCAACCACAACCUUUUUCGGGCAGCUCAACGAUUUUUGCCGAUGCCAUGUCAUCGCAUUCCUCUUUGUCUGAUGGCAUGGCAGUUGGUGAGAGAAAAGAACACAGCAAUAACACACGUGACAGCAAUGCAGCAGGCAUUGUAAAUUCGGGCGCACAUGCUGUUGGCCAAGCUGGAACCGAUGAUCGAUUAGCCCGUGAUGCAUCUGCAUCUGUUGAUUCGCCAGCUGCUAUUGAUCCAGCGGCUGGGAUGGCAAAGGUGGCGGCUCCGUGGUGGAUGGGUGAUCCUAGUCGGCCUAUAACGGAUCAACCGGAAGGCACUUUCGUUUGGGCUAAGAAGCGCGCUCAAUGGCAUGCGGGCAUCAUAGCAUCGCCUCUCAACUGCUCCACUCCCGCUCCUGAUGCUCCAGACACUCCCCCCCAUGCACUCACCACCACCACUCGAGCACGUGCCUCGCAUGUCUGCGUCUUCCUGCCUCGAGAUGCCACCUUCGUCUGGGAGCGGAUUCUGAGGCGCAUGAGGAGGGUUGGGGUGCUGUCAGUGGCCACAGAAAUACUCGACUUGAGCGACCAGGUCCCCUUAGAGGCUGUGGCGCUACCGGCUCGCUCCGUCUCAUUCUGGUCUCGCUUUGCUGAAAGGGGUGCUGGAGCCGAUUCGUUUGAGCAGCAGGGAGAGCUGCUGAGCGACCUCUGCCAGAUCAUCCUGCCACAGCUGCUGCAUCCUGAUUGGCUCUCAUCCCGCCACUCCAGCUGGACCGACGAAUGCCUAGCUGCCAACUCGGCACCAGCAGUGCAUUCACGCAUUCAGGAGCUCUCUUCAGCCAUCCUCUGGUCGCACGUGGAAGUCCUCUGGAAGGUUUCUCAGCCGCCACAACCAGCAGCAGCGUGGGCUGCCUUCAAGCGCCCUUUGCUCGCCGCAGUGGAAGCGUGUAUGAUGCAGGGCACACCUGGAAGGGAGAGGCUCUGGUCCAAGAACGGGGGGAUCUUUGGGUUCCUUCCCUUUGCUGUGGGUGGUGGCGGUGGUGGCGGUGCUGGUGGUGUUGGUGGUGGUGGUGGCGAUGCAGGCACUCUUGCAGCUGCUGCGAUCGCCUCCCCCGAGAAUGCCGGUGGUAUUUCCGCUGGUGUAAAUGCUGUUGCUGCUGGUGGUGGGGGUAAAUUCCAUGCUGAAACAGGGACAGGAGUAGGAGCAACCAGUUUGACACCGAAUGCAGCAGCAGGAGCAGGAGGAGCAGCAGGAGCAGGAGCAGCAGGAGCAGCAGGAGGAGCAGGAGCAGCAGGAGGAGCAGGAGCAGCAGGAGGGUUAACGGAUGGGCCAGCGGGAAGUGGCGUGGUUAAGUGUUUUGACGGGGGAAUGGGCGGCGGAGGAGGGGUUGAGGGUGGGGGAAGGCCAGAGGGCGGGGAAUAUGGAGGGAUCGCCACAGAGGAGACGCAAAGGAGAGGGGGAGCAGAAGCUUUUAGAGCUAGAGGGGAUGGAGGGAGAGAUGGCGGGGUGUUGAGCGGUGGAGAGGUGUUGAGUGAUGGGGAGGUGGAUUUGGGAGAGUUGGAACCCAUUGGAGACCUGACGUUAGGCAUAGGGGACAGAGCUGCCACUGCCGCCACAGCUGCCACAGCUGCUACAGGAGAGACUGAUGUGAUCGUGUACCAGAGAAAAAAGCUUCGUGUGGCUGGUGGUGGUAUGUCCAAAGGAGAGGGAGCGUCGCUGGUGGUGUGUGCGGAUGUGAGUGGAGGGAAAGAGCGGGUGCCGAUACCAUGUGUGGUGGACGGCGCAGUGAUGCAGGGGAUGAGGAUUGGGGAGACGAAGGGAGAGACGGAAGGAGGAGGUUGGGAGCGGUGGAGGGAGUUUGAGUAUAUCAUACAGCGGGCGUGCGACCACGUGGCGCACUCCCAACAGGACACAGAGGGGGGCGCGUGCGAUGUGAAUGGGGAGUCCAUGCGAGGCCGUUUCGCCUACGACAGCGACGGCAGAAUCAUGCUGCAGAGAGGACUCCUGGUGUACGAGUGCAACGCGCACUGUGCAUGCGAUGCCCUCAGCUGCCCCAACCGAGUGCUGCAACGGGGCAUUCAACACCGCCUUGAACUCUUCCUCACUCCUCACAAGGGAUGGGCCGUGAGAGCAGCAGAGGCAUUGGAGCGAGGCACCUUUGUGUGCGAGUACAUUGGGGAGGUGGUGGGCAGCACAGAAGCCAGUGCACGCGCACAGGCAUACCCUGAGAUUGGCUCAUACCUCUACGACAUUGACGCUCACAUGGACGCUCCUCGUGCUGCGGUGCAGUGCGGUUCAAGUGGGAGAUUAUCAAGGGGAGAGAGGCUUGGCAGUCCGAACCAGGGCAGUGCGUUGUUCAAGAGAAGGAGGAGAUUGGCGCGGACUGGUGGGUGUGCUGUGUGGCUGAGGAGAAACGAGGAGCUGGAGAGGGAGAAAAUCAAGGAGAAAUGGGAUCAGGGCGAGGAGGAAUGGGAGGGUGAGGAAGAGGAGUUGGCGGAGGGGGGGUGGUGGGAUGUGGGGAACGUGGAAGACUGGGAGCUGGAGGAGGUGGGUCUGAAGAAGCCACAGCAGCCUCAGCAGCGGCAGCAGCCACAGCAGCAGGCGCAGCAACACUUUGUGAUUGACGCUACUCGCCAGGGGAACAUUGCAAGGUUCAUCAACCACAGCUGCGACCCCAACCUGGUGAACUACUCGGUGCUUGUGGAGAGCAUGGACUGCCAGCUGGCGCACAUCGGCCUGUUUGCCGCCCGGGAUAUAGCAGCAGGAGAAGAGCUGUCAUAUGACUAUCACUACAGUUUAGUGGAUGGCCCAGGUUGCCCGUGUCAUUGUGGAGCCAAGAAAUGUCGUGGUCAGGGGUUCCGAAUGGCGGAGAGCAGUGGCGCGUCCGACGAUGCGCUGCUGCGGGAGUUUUUCGCUGAGGUCGGCGCGGUGGAGAGGGAUAACGAAGUAAACAGGAUCCUGGCGUGUUUCAAGCUGAACCCUUUCGAGCAGCUGAACCUGCCGUUCGAUGCCAAACAGGAGGACGUUAAAAAGCAAUACCGCAAGGUGUCUCUGAUGAUUCACCCUGACAAGUGCAAACACCCUCAAGCACGAGAAGCAUUCGAUGUGGUUGCCAAAGCACAGGAGAAGCUUCUGAACUCCGACGAGUGGGGAUACCUCACCUCACAGUUUGCAGCUGCCAAAGAGGAUGUCCUGAGGGAACGCAAGAGGAGGCUGAAGAAGGACAGGCAAGGCAAGCCGGCGGCAGAUGGGCUGUCUAAAGCCGAGGAGGAGGCGGCCUUCCUGGCAUCAUCAGAGUUCAAGGAGCAGUGGCGGUUGAAGGCACGUGAGCUGUUGACAGCGAACGAAUGGAGACGAAGAAAACUCUCAAAGCGGAUAAAGGAAGAGGAGGUGAAGAUUCAGCAGGAGGAGGAGGAGACGAAGGAGAAGACCCUCAAGGAGAGGGAGCACACACAGAAGUGGGAGGAGACCAGAGAGACGAGGGUCAGCAGCUGGAGAGACUUUCAAAAGAAGGGCAACAAGAAGGCGAAGGGUGAGCUCAAGCCUCCAGCCAUGCGAGCUGAGGAUCCAAAUAAAUCAUACCUCGUGAUGACAGAAGAGAGCCUUCAACGAGAAAAGGAGGCGUCAGUGCGUCUCUUGCAGCUGCUGCAGCAAGAGCGCGAGGCGCGCUCGGCCAUGGCGGCGGUAAGGGAGGAGGACCGGGUACUAUCGGACGCGGAUAUGGCGGCGCUGAUGCAGAAGAAUAAGGAGCUUGAGGACGUUCUCCGGAGAUUAGAGGAAGACGUGGAGGCGAUUUCGCAGGAAAAAGAGUCUCUGAUGAAAGACAGAGACGGCAUGGCGGUUGAAUCCAGCUCGUUGUGCGAGCGGUUGGAGGAGGCGGAGGCGGCGAGCGAGAUGCUGAAGCGGGAGAACGAGAAUCUCGAGGCUGAGCUGGUGGCAGCGCGCAAGUCGCGGGACACGUACUGGAACCACAGCAUCGCGUUGGCGAUGAGUCGCACGAUCGCCUGCUCUCGCACUGCGACGUGGGCGAUCGGCGUGCGACCGAACGAUCCUGCGAAAUUGUCGGCGAGAUUGUUGAGGUGUCUGGCCGUCGCCUGCCUGGUGGCAUUCGUCGCAGGAGGACUCCCGACCUCGCAGGCCGGAGCUACGCGCGCGAAAGCCGCGGCGCCCCUGCGCAAGCAGUACAUAGUGCACCUGGCGGCGGUGCCGCCGGUGCUCAACUACCGCGGCGGCGUGGCGGGGCUGGCGGCGACCGCGCCGGAGCUAGACGACAACGACCCCGAGAGCAGCCCCACUGACGCGGACGACGACGAUAGCGCUCCGAUUGAUAGUCCAGGUGGCGGUUCAGGUGGCGUUUCAGGUGGCGGUCCGGUUGGCAGUUCAACUGACGGCUCGGGUGUCUCAGGUGGAAAUUCAGGCGACAUUCCAGGGGGAGGUGCAGGAACCGGGGCCGCAGUAGGAGGAGCGGAUUCAGCGGGAGGUCCUUUCCCAACUGGCGGGGCUACCGCCGAUGACGCUACAGCUGGCGGCGCUACAACCGACGAUUCUACAGCUGGCGACAGCAGUGCUACAAAUGUCACGCUUGCUGCAGCAGAGAUGCUCCAAGGGCUCAGCGCGGCCCGUCUCGCCACCGUUAGUAGCACAUCUGCUGUACCCCCUCGCUUCGGCACAAUCACGAAAUCGACUUUUGAGGCUCCUCGAAAAGCGAUACGGCGGCUGGCGGAUCGAAUCAAGCGGCGCGCGGACGUGCGGCGGGCGAACGUGAAAUCUUUCGUCAACUUUCUGCGGGAUUCGCAGCGGCAGUUCUUGCGAAAGAAUAACAUUUCGCCGUCGCAGAUGUUCCAGAGCUACACGUACACGGUUAACGGGUUCGCUGUAACGCUGACGGACGCGGAAGCGAAACGGCUGAAGCAGCACCCUGCCGUGGCAUGGAUCGAAGAAGACAAACCGGUUCGCGCGCUCACUGUAGACUCGCCGACUUUCUUGAAACUGCCAACGAGCCUGUGGGCGGAAAACGGGGGGCAGAGCCGCGCGGGCGAGGAUGUGAUUAUAGGCGUGGUGGACUCGGGAAUAUGGCCGGAACACCCUUCUUUCGCAAACAAGCCUGCCGAUCCUUAUGGCCCGGUCCCGGACCGCUGGUUCGGAGGGUGUGCAGCAACAGCGGACUUCCCAGCCUCGCUCUGCAACGGCAAGCUCAUUGGCGCCAAGUUUUUCAACAGCGGGUUUCGCAAGUCCGGGCAGAGCGUGGAUCCAAUCAACGACUUUUCAUCUGCCCGGGAUGGUGACGGGCACGGCACGUGGUGUGCGGGAGCCGCAGCGGGCAAUGCGAACGUGAGUGUGGAGAUGAACGGCCGCAACUACGGCACAGCCAGCGGCGUGGCGCCGCGUGCGCGCGUGGCCAUGUACAAGGCGCUCUGGGUCGUCAAGGGCGGCGGCGCGUCGGGCACCAACGCGGACAUUCGCGCCGCCGUUGAUGCCGCUGUGGCGGACGGAGUGGACGUGCUCUCUCUCUCCCUGGGGGGUUCCGUGCCCCAGUACUUCUCUGACAUACCUUACAUGAAUGCCGCCAAGGCGGGGGUGUUUGUGGCGCUGGCAGCAGGCAACUCGGGGCCGCCCUCUCCCAUGCGCGUGCUGGGCACACUCAGCAACGCUGCUCCGUGGUACCUGACAGUGGGAGCAACCACCAUUGGUCGGCAGUACCGGGCAGUGUUGAGCCUUGGGAACGGGGUGGAGCUGAGGGGAGUGAGCUUUGGAGGCAACGCACAGACGGUGAAUAAAGUGCUGCUGCCCGCUUCUGCUGCUGUCAAGCCCAGCGCCUCUGCAUCCGAUGCCGCACUAUGCGACAUCACUGCUAUCGACAAAUCCAAGCUGGCGGGCCGAAUCGUCGUGUGCACGUUCCAGCCAUCAGCCUCCAAGCCUGCAGGAAUCCCCAUCAACGCUCUAGCCGCCUACAAGGCAGCAGCGCUCGUCAUCCUUAGUGGCUCACCCGAUACAGACAACAUGGCCAUGCUCCCUUUCACCGAGCUGCCCCUCCUCUACCUCACCAACGCCCAGGGCGGGCAGGUGAAAAACUACCUGCAGCAGACGGCCAAUCCCGUGGCGACACUUGGUGAAGUCAUCACCACAAAUUCCUCCAAUGCUCCCCAAAUGGCAAGUUUUUCUUCCACAGGACCCACCAUAAACCCCUCCCUCUUCCCAAUUCCGUCAUUCCUCCCAACCAACGACAUCUUAAAGCCGGACAUCGUAGGCCCGGGGUUCCAGCUCUGGUCGUCUUACCGAGGCAAGAGCGCAGCUUCGGCAGCGACCGACCCUCCCACAUUCAACUGCAUUUCGGGUACAUCCAUGGCUACACCACAUCUUGCCGGAAUUGCGGCAUUAUUAAUCCAGAAGAAUCCAGGCUGGACGCCCGCGCAGGUGAUGUCAGCAAUGAUGACUACAGCAUCUACAGUAAACAACGCCGGCCAGCCAAUCAAACGCGCAAAUGGGGACGUCGCUACCCCGUGGGAUUACGGCUCGGGGCAAGUGGACCCGUCGAGGAUCUUAAACCCCGGGUUGACUUUAACCUCGGGCUUUAAUGAUUAUGUGAAUUUCCUCGCGAGCCGGAAUUUCAAGCAGACCAAGCACGCCUUUCCGGGGCUCAAGGGGAUUCGGGCGCGCAAGCCGUGGAAUCUCAACCGUCCAACGAUCUCGAUCUCACGGCUGACGGUCCGCGGGAGGAAGAUUGUGCGCACGGUUCGGAACGUGUUUGACCAGCCGUCGACGUACACUGUGAAGGUUCGGGUGCCGUCAGACGUGCAGGUUCGGGUGUCGCCAAGCCAGUUUACCGUUGGUCCGGGAGAGGUGCAGCGGAUCACGAUGAUUCUUAAGGCGAAGAAAGUUGUGAGGUCGUUCCUGUUUGGAUCGCUUAGGCUGGUGGAUGAGCACGGGCAUGCUGUUAAUAUGCCUAUUGCACUGCACAUCGCAGCGCAAGGUGGCAUGGCAGUAUGGUAUGGAGCUUGGGAAGUUCAGGAGGAGGUGAUUCGUGGCCUCACCGUGGACUCGCCAACUUUUCUGAAGCUGCCCGACAGCCUGUGGGCAGCAAAUGGCGGGCAGAGCCGGGCAGGCGAGGAUGUGAUUAUAGGCGUGGUGGACUCUGGGAUAUGGCCGGAGCACCCUUCAUUUGCAGAUGAUCCAUCAGACCCGUACGGCCCGCCCCCUUCCGGUUGGCGGGGCGGCUGCACAGUAACGGACGAUUUCCCUGAAACAGUGUGCAACAGCAAGCUGGUGGGGGCGCGGUACUUUGUGGCGGGGCUGCUGGCCAAUCAGGGCAGCAUUUCCGAGUCCUUGGAUUUCAUGUCGCCGCGGGAUGGCAAUGGGCAUGGCUCGUGGUGUGCAGGAGCCGCAGCAGGGAACGCGAAUGUGAGUGUGGAGAUGCAUGGCCGCAACUAUGGCACAGCAAGCGGUGUGGCACCCCGGGCGCGCAUCGCCAUGUACAAGGCGCUCUGGCGCAUGGCGGACGGCGGGGCGGCCGGCAUGGACUCAGAUAUCCGGGCGGCAGUGGAUACUGCCGUGGCAGACGGCGUGGAUGUGUUGUCGCUGUCGCUGGGGGGAAGCAUUCCGAAUUACUUCUCCGAUAUUGCCUACCUGAAUGCUGUCAAGGCAGGAGUAUUCGUGGCGAUGGCAGCAGGAAACUCCGGCGCACCUUCCUCCUCCAAGGCUGUGGGCACCAUAAGCAACGCAUCGCCGUGGUACCUCACCGUUGGCGCCAGUCUUUCGAUUGCUGCGGAGGAGGCAGGGGGGUCGACACUUGUGGUGGCGGGGUGGAGCUUCGGAGGCACGCCCCUCACAGUCGGUCUGCCGGUUCUAGAUGCCAGGGAUGCUGCUGCUGAUGGUGCCAGCCAAUCUCUGGCCAGCCAGUGCCAUGCUCCCAGCAUCAACGCGUCUCUCACCCUCAACACCCUCCUCCUCUGCUCUCACUCCUCUCGACCGCUCGCCGACGUGCUCCUGGACGCCUCCACCCUUCGCCCAGCUGCCCUCGUGCUGCUGGGAGCUUCCGACACGCCUCCCCGCCUGCCCUACACGCGCAUGUCUGUCAUUUACCUCAAGGCUUCCGACGCUUCUGCUCUCAGAAGCUUCCUGGGAAGGACCACAAGGCCCGGGGUACCAGCUCUGGGCGGCCUACCGAGGCUCCAGCGCAGGCUCGGGAGGAGCAGCCUCGGGCCCGCCCUCGUUCGGGCUGCUGUCAGGAACCUCCAUGUCUACACCUCAGCUCGCGGGAAUCGCGGCGCUUAUAAUACAAGAUAA
Messenger RNA from Closterium sp. Yama58-4, 10143 nucleotides. Lineage: Eukaryota; Viridiplantae; Streptophyta; Zygnematophyceae; Desmidiales; Closteriaceae. The record is from the annotation of a GenBank genome assembly.